Molecule: messenger RNA, 204 nt
Organism: Lymnaea stagnalis (great pond snail)
Lineage: Eukaryota; Metazoa; Mollusca; Gastropoda; Lymnaeidae
Source: the annotation of a GenBank genome assembly
CCUCCACUCCAUCCCCUGUUUUGGCUCCUCCAUCUACACGUUCCAGCCGUAGAUCAACUGAACUAAAGAAAGAUGCUGAGCAGAAAGAGAAGACAACAUUCACCAUUGCUGAGCCUUCUCGUUUUGAACUCCGUGACCUUGGAAAGAAAGGACCAACUGUGCCGCCUUUAAGAAUCAAAGUGGCUCAUGGUACACCGAAAGUUG